This is a messenger RNA of Loa loa (African eye worm), 198 nucleotides long. RefSeq lists its product as hypothetical. Bases 1 to 198 code for a protein of 65 amino acids. NCBI's taxonomy places the organism in Eukaryota, Metazoa, Nematoda, Chromadorea, Rhabditida, Onchocercidae. The transcript has 2 exons. The record is from RefSeq and is a predicted model, not a curated record.
AUGAAUAAGUAUAGUCCGUGUAUUAACACUGAAUAUGAUAAACGAUUGAUCACGCACAGUCCUAUAAUUAACACGGAAUGCAAUUGGGAUGAUGGCGAUGAUGAUGAUGAUGAUGAUGAUGAUGAUGACAAUGAAGGCGAAAUGAAAGAAGGGAAAAAGUGUCACAAUUGUCAGCUAAACUUACUUUAUGCUAUUUGA